Messenger RNA from Myotis davidii, 8015 nucleotides. Its product is annotated as striated muscle preferentially expressed protein kinase. The record is from RefSeq and is a predicted model, not a curated record. Lineage: Eukaryota; Metazoa; Chordata; Mammalia; Chiroptera; Vespertilionidae. The coding region runs from base 508 to 7164 and encodes 2218 amino acids. The transcript is spliced from 40 exons. Gene Ontology annotation, molecular function: protein binding; ATP binding; protein kinase activity. Gene Ontology annotation, biological process: protein phosphorylation.
GGGGCCUGGGACCGCAGAGGGACUCGCAGCCAGGGCAGAGGUCGCAGAGCCCGGCCCACUUCGCCUGAGCUUGAGUCUUCGGAUGACUCUUAUGUGUCUGCUGGAGAAGAGCCCCUGGAGGCCCCUGUGUUUGAGAUCCCCUUGCAGGACGCGGUGGUGGCCCCAGGGGCGGAUGUGCUGCUCAAGUGUAUCAUCACCGCCAACCCCUCGCCCCAAGUGUCUUGGCAGAAGGAUGGGUCCACGCUGCGCAGUGAUGGCCACCUUCUCAUCCGGGCGGAGGGCGAGCGGCACACCCUGCUGCUUCGGGAGGCCCGGUCGGCUGAUGCUGGGAACUACACGGCCAUCGCUACCAAUGAGCUGGGCCAGGCCAGCUGCGCUGCCACGCUGGCUGUGAGACCUGGUGGGUCCACAUCCCCUUUCAGUAGCCCCAUCACCUCUGACGAAGAGUACCUGAGCCCCCCAGAGGAGUUCCCGGAGCCUGGGGAGACCUGGCCCCAACCCCCCACCAUGAAGCUCAGUCCCAGCCAGAACCGCCGCUCCUCAGAUGCUGGCUCCAAGGCGCCCCCCACCUUCAAGGUCUCCCUUAUGGACCAGUCAGUAAGAGAAGGCCAAGAUGUUACCAUGAGCAUCCGUGUGCAGGGGGAGCCCAAGCCAGUGGUCUCCUGGCUGAGAAACCGCCAGCCCGUGCGCCCAGACAAGCGGCGCUUCGCUGAGGAGGCAGAGGGUGGGCUGUGCCGCCUGCGGAUCCUGGCUGCUGAGCGGGGUGACGCCGGCUUCUACACUUGCAAAGCAGUUAACGAGUAUGGCGCUCGGCAGUGCGAGGCCCGCCUGGAGGUCCGAGCACACCCUGAGAGCCGGUCCCUGGCCGUGCUGGCCCCCCUGCAGGACGUGGACGUGGGGGCCGGGGAAAUGGCGCUGUUUGAGUGCCUGGUGGCAGGUCCUGCAGACGUGGAGGUGGACUGGCUGUGCCGUGGCCGCCUGCUGCAGCCCGCGCUGCUCAAAUGCAAGAUGCAUUUCGAUGGUCGGAAAUGCAAGCUGCUGCUCACCUCCGUGCACGAGGACGACAGUGGCGUCUACACCUGCAAGCUCAGCACGGCCAAAGAUGAGCUGACCUGCAGCGCCCGGCUGACGGUGCGGCCCUCACUGGCGCCCUUGUUCACACGGCUGCUGGAGGAUUUGGAGGUGCUGGAAGGCCGCACGGCCCGCUUCGACUGCAAGAUCAGUGGCACCCCACCCCCCUCUGUGACCUGGACCCAUUUUGGCCGCGCCGUGGAGGAGAGUGAGAACUUGCGUCUGCGGCAGGAUGGGGGGCUGCACUCACUGCACAUUGCCCAUGUGGGCAGUGAGGACGAGGGGCUCUACGCAGUCAGUGCCACCAACACCCAUGGCCAGGCCCACUGCUCGGCCCAGCUCUACGUGGAGGAGCCUCGGACAGCCGCCACUGGCCCCAGCUCGAAGCUGGAGAAGAUGCCAUCCAUCCCUGAGGAGCCAGAGCAUGGUGAGCUGGAGCGGCUGUCCAUGCCCGACUUCCUGCGGCCGCUGCAGGACCUGGAAGUGGGACUGGCCAAGGAGGCCAUGCUGGAGUGCCAGGUGACUGGCCUGCCCUAUCCCACCAUCAGCUGGUUCCACAAUGGCCACCGUAUCCAGAGCAGUGAUGACCGGCGCAUGAUGCAGUACAGGGAUGUCCAUCGAUUGGUGUUCCCUGCUGUGGGGCCUCAGCAUGCUGGUGUCUACAAGAGUGUCAUCGCCAACAAGCUGGGCAAAGCUGCCUGCUAUGCCCACCUCUAUGUCACAGAUGUGGUUCCAGGCCCCCCAGAUGGUGCCCCACAGGUGGUGGCUGUGACUGGGAGGAUGAUCACCCUCACAUGGAACCCCCCCAGGAGUCUGGACAUGGCCAUCGACCCGGACGCCCUGACCUAUACCGUGCAGCACCAGGUGCUGGGCUCAGACCAGUGGACAGCGCUGGCCACGGGCCUGCGGGAGCCUGGAUGGUCAGCCACAGGUCUGCGUAAGGGGGUUCGGCACAUUUUCCGGGUCCUCAGUGCCACCAUCAAGAGCAGCAGCAAACCAUCACCCCCUUCUGAGCCUGUGCAGCUGCUGGAGCGAGGCCCACCCCUGGAGGAGGCGCCCGCUGUGCUGGACAAGCCAGACAUCGUGUAUGUGGUGGAGGGACAGCCUGCCAGUGUCACCGUCACCUUCAACCACGUGGAGGCCCAGGUCGUCUGGAGGAGCUGCCGAGGGGCCCUCCUAGAGGCGCGGGCAGGGGUGUACGAGUUGAGUCAGCCAGAUGACGACCAGUACUGUCUUCGGAUCUGCCGGGUUAGCCGCCGGGACAUGGGGCCCAUCACCUGCACUGCCCGCAACCGUCACGGCACACAGGCCUGUUCGGUCACACUGGAACUGGCAGAGGCCCCUCGGUUUGAGUCCAUCAUGGAGGACGUGGAGGUGGGGGCUGGGGAAACCGCUCGCUUUGCUGUGGUGGUUGAGGGGAAACCACUGCCGGACGUCAUGUGGUACAAGGAUGAGGUGCUACUGACUGAGAGCAGCCACGUGAGCUUCGUGUAUGAGGAGAAUGAGUGCUCCCUGGUGGUGCUCAGCUCGGGCGCCCAGGACGGAGGCGUCUACACCUGCACUGCCCGGAACCUGGCUGGAGAAGUCUUCUGCAAAGCAGAGUUGGCCGUGCGUUCAGCUCAGACAGCUAUGGAGGUAGAUGGGGCCCGGGAAGAUGAGGAACAGCGAGGAAAGAGACUCAGCGACUUUUAUGACAUCCACCAGGAGAUCGGCAGGGGUGCCUUCUCCUACCUGCGGCGUGUGGUGGAGCGUAGCUCUGGCCUGGAGUUUGCAGCCAAGUUCAUCCCCAGCCAGGCCAAGCCAAAGGCAUCAGCGUGGCGGGAGGCUCGGCUACUAGCCCGGCUCCAGCAUGACUGUGUCCUCUACUUCCAUGAGGCCUUCGAGAGGCGUCGGGGGCUGGUCAUUGUCACUGAGCUUUGCACAGAGGAGCUGCUGGAGCGAAUGGCUAGGAAGCCCACCGUGUGUGAGUCUGAGAUCCGGGCCUACAUGCUACAGGUGCUCGAGGGGAUAUGCUAUCUGCAUCAGAACCAUGUGCUGCACCUGGAUGUCAAGCCUGAGAACCUGCUAGUGUGGGAUGGUGCCGAGGGUGAAGAGCAGGUGAGGAUCUGUGACUUCGGGAAUGCCCAGGAGGUGACUCCGGGAGAGCCCCAGUACUGCCAGUACGGCACACCUGAGUUUGUGGCGCCCGAGAUUGUCAACCAGACCCCUGUAUCUGGAGUCACUGACAUCUGGCCCGUGGGCGUCGUUGCCUUCCUCUGCCUGACGGGAAUCUCCCCGUUUGUUGGGGAAAACGAUCGGACAACAUUAAUGAACAUCCGAAACUACAAUGUGGCCUUUGAGGAGAACACGUUCCUGAGCCUGAGCAGGGAGGCCCGUGGCUUCCUCAUCAAAGUGCUGGUGCAGGACCGGCUGAGGCCUACCGCAGAGGAGACCCUAGAACAUCCUUGGUUCAAAACACAGGCAAAGGGCGCAGAGGUGAGCACGGAUCACCUGAAGCUAUUCCUCUCCCGGCGGAGGUGGCAGCGCUCCCAGAUCAGCUACAAGUGCCACCUGGUACUGCGCCCCAUCCCUGAGUUGCUGCGGGCACCCCCCGAGCGGGUGUGGGUGGCUGUGCCUAGAAGACCGCCACCCAGCGGGGGGCUCUCGUCCUCCUCUGACUCUGAAGAGGAGGAGCUGGAGGAGCUACCCUCAGUGCCCCGACCACUGCAGCCCGAGUUCUCGGGCUCUCGAGUGUCCCUCACCGACAUUCCCACUGAGGAUGAGGCCCUGGGGACCCUGGAGGCUGGGGCUGCCACCCCUAUGGAGUGGCAGGAGCAGGGAAGGGCCACCUCUCAGGACCAGCAGGCCCCGAGCCCUCCUGCCCUCCCCUCCCCAGGCCAGGAGCCCCCAGCUGGGCCCAGCCCCAAGCGGGGAGAGCUCCGCAGGGGCAGCUCAGCUGAGAGCGCCCUGCCCCUGGCCGGGCCACGGGAGCCGGGCCGGGGCCUGCAAAAGGCAGCAUCUGUGGAGCUGCCACAGCGCCGGAGCCCCAGCCCGGGGACCGCCCGCCUGACCCGGGGAGGCCUGGGUGAGGGUGAGUAUGCCCAGAGGCUUCAGGCCCUGCGCCAGCGGCUGCUGCGGGGAGGCCCUGAGGAUGGCAAGGUCAGUGGCCUCAGGGGUCCCUUGCUAGAGAGCCUGGGGAGCCGUGCCCGGGACCCCCGGCUGGCACGAGCUGCCUCCAGCGAAGCAGCACCCCACCACCAGCCUCCCCCAGAGACUCGGGGCCUACAGAAGAGCAGUAGCUUCUCACAGGGUGAGGCAGAACCCCGGGGCCGGCACCGCCGAGCCGGGGCACCGCUUGAGAUCCCUGUGGCCCGACUUGGGGCCCGCAAACUACAGGAGUCUCCCUCCUUGUCUGCCCUCAGUGAGACCCAGCCACCCAGCCCUGUACGGCCCAGUGCCCCGAAAGCCAGUGCCCGCAAACCCAGUGCCCCCAAGUCUUCAGAACCUCCUGCCACCAAACCUAGUGAUGCUUCUCAGCCCUUGGCAUCCCAGCCUGCCCAAGAGAAGGCCCAGGAGGUCAAGGCAGAACCAGUCCCAGCCCCCAAACCGACACAGCCUCCCGUGGCCCUGCAAACCCCAGCGCUCCCGCUCACACCCUAUGCUCAGAUCAUUCAGUCAUUGCAGCUGGCGGGCCACAGGCAAGGCCCUCCCCAGGGCCCGGCCACACCUCCAACGGAGCCCAAGUCCCACCCCGCGGUGUUCGCCAGGGUGGCCUCCCCACCCCCGGGAGCCUCUCCCAAACUCCCCAAGAUCCUCCCACACAACCAGCUGGCCGCCCAGGCCGGCGCCACCACACCUUCCGAGGAGUCCCUGGGCUCCGAGGCCAGCGCCACGUCGGGCGGCUCAGCCCCUGGGGAAAGCCGGAGCCGGCUGCGCUGGGGCCUCUCUCGGCUGAGGAAAGACAAGGGCUCGUCACAGCCAAACCUCUCUGCCAGCGUCCAGGAGGAUUUGGGUCACCAGUAUGUGCCCAGUGAAUCAGACUUCCCCCCAGUCUUCCACAUCAAACUCAAGGACCAGGUGCUGCUGGAGGGAGAGGCAGCUACCCUGCUCUGCCUGCCGGCAGCCUGCCCUGCACCCCGCAUCUCCUGGAAGAAAGACAAGCAGUCCCUGCGGUCAGAGCCCUCAGUGGUCAUCGUGUCCUGCAAAGAUGGACGGCAGCUGCUGAGCAUCCCCCGGGCGGGCAAGCGGCACGCGGGGCUCUAUGAGUGCUCAGCUACCAAUGUCCUGGGCAGUGUCACCAGCUCCUGUACCGUGGCUGUGGCCCGUGUCCCAGGGAAGCUAGCCCCUCCCGAGGUACCCCAGACCUACCAAGACACAGCGCUGGUGCUCUGGAAGCCAGGAGAUAGCCGGGCACCCUGCACGUACACGCUGGAGCGGCGGGUGGACGGGGAGUCUUCCUGGCACCCAGUGAGCUCAGGCAUCCUCGACUGUUACUACAAUGUGACCCACCUACCAAUCGGCGUGACGGUGAGGUUCCGUGUGGCCUGUGCCAACCGUGCAGGACAAGGGCCUUUCAGCAACCCUUCUGAGAAGGUCCUCGUCAGGGGCACACAAGAUUCCUCAGCUCUGCUACCUGCUGCUCACCGAGACACCCUUGUUACCUCAGGGCCAGCCAGGGCCCCGCCUCCGGACUCUCCUACCUCACUGGCCCCGUCCCCGACCACUGCUGCAGCUCCUGGUCCCCCAGGCCCCCAGUCAGCUGCUCUCAGCCCUGCAUCUCCCCCAACACCCCCCAGCCAGGCCUUGUCCUCCCUCAAGGCUGUGGGUCCACCACCCCAAACCCCCCCACGAAAGCACAGAGGCCUGCAGGCUGCCCGGCCAGCAGAGCCCUCCCCACCCAGUGCCCAGGUCACCCCAAGUAAACCCAAGUCUUCCGUCCCUAACACUGGGACCCCGACCCCAGCCUCCACUCCUCAAGGGGUUAAACCAGCGUCUUCCUCUACUCCCCUGUAUAUGGUGACGUCCUUUGUGUCUGCACCUCCAGCCCCCGAGCCCCCCGCCCCCGAGCCCCCUCCUGAGUCCACCAAAGUAACUGUUCAGACCCUCAGUUCAGCCAAGGAGAUGACCAGCUCCCCUGGCGUCAGUCCCCGCAGCUCUCCUGGGCCGGAGGGCACCUCUCUUCGGCAGGGCCCCCCUCAGAAACCCUACACCUUCCUGGAGGAGAAGGCCAGGGGGCGCUUUGGUGUAGUGCGUGCAUGCCGGGAGAAUGCCACCGGGCGGACGUUUGUGGCCAAGAUCGUGCCCUAUGCAGCUGAGGGCAAGCGGCGAGUCCUGCAGGAGUAUGAAGUGUUGCGAACGCUGCACCACGAGCGGCUCAUGUCCCUGCAUGAGGCCUACAUCACCCCACGUUACCUUGUGCUCAUCGCUGAGAGCUGUGGCAACCGGGAGCUCCUCUGUGGGCUCAGUGACAGGUUCCGAUAUUCAGAGGAUGAUGUGGCCACCUAUGUGGUGCAGCUGCUCCAAGGCCUGGACUACCUCCACGGCCGGCACGUGCUGCACCUGGACAUCAAGCCAGACAACCUGCUGCUGGCCUCUGACAACGCCCUCAAGAUCGUGGACUUCGGCAGUGCCCAGCCCUACAACCCCCAGGCCCUGCGGCCCCUUGGCCACCGCACGGGCACACUGGAGUUCAUGGCUCCUGAGAUGGUGAAGGGAGACCCCAUCGGCUCCGCCACAGACAUCUGGGGUGCGGGGGUGCUCACUUACAUCAUGCUCAGUGGACACUCUCCGUUCUAUGAGCCAGACCCCCAGGAAACAGAGGCUCGUAUUGUGGGGGGCCGCUUUGAUGCCUUCCAGUUGUACCCCAACACCUCCCAAAGCGCCACCCUCUUCUUGCGAAAGGUCCUCUCAGUACACCCCUGGAGCCGGCCCUCUCUGCAGGACUGCCUGGCCCACCCGUGGCUGCAGGACGCUUACCUGAUGAAGCUGCGCCGCCAGACGCUCACCUUCACCACCAACCGGCUCAAGGAGUUCCUGGGUGAGCAGCGGCGGCGCAGGGCCGAGGCCGCCACCCGUCACAAGGUGCUGCUCCGCUCCUACCCAGGCAGCUCCUAGUGGCUCGGACCACAGCCUGGCCCCGGGAUUCCACUCGGGGCUCCCGCGGAUGCUGCGGGACAUUCCAGGGCCCACGCUGAACUGGGUGGACUCAGGGCUUCGGACACCACCAGCAGAAAAAUCCAGCCGGGCUGUUACCUCAUGGACCUGUGGGGACAGAGGCCCCGGUUUCGGGGGCUUCGGCCAGUGCCACCAGGCCAGAGCCAGAGAGCCGGAGCCUCACUGGCCGGGCUGGGUGGAGUUGGAAGCAGGAAGAAGGGCAAGAACAGAAUGGGGAAGUGCGAGGAAGGGGUGGGAGACUGUAGGAAGGUUCUGGGAAUGGGGGACAGUGCAUCCAGGGGAAAGGAACCCAGGAGGGUGUGAGUGGAAAAGGAAGGAGCCCAGGGGGUCAAGGCCAUGGGCUGGGAGUGCCAGUGAAGCAGGGACAGGACAUGGGAUAGUGACAGGGUGCCAGAGGCAGCGUGUGAGAGAGGGCAGCAAGAUAGGGGAGGGAGAGGAGAGAGGACUCAGGUGGGGAUGGGAUGGGCCAGCUGCCAGCAUCCCAUUGAAGAAUUGUGGAGGGCUGGAGGCAGGAGGCAGUGGUCACUCAACCCAGUGCUCUCCUGUUGCACUCCAGUGAGUGCAGCUCUGGGCUCUGUGUUGGCCCAAGGAUGUCCCCACUGGCCCUCCAUGGCCUUUGCCCUUCUUCCCAUUCAUAUUUAUUUAUUUAUUGACUUUUAUGAAGUUUUCCUUCCACCCAAUCCUAAUUGCUCAUGUUGUCCUGACCAUCCCCCUCCACCCAAGCCAUCCAGCUGUCUGUGCAGCUGUCUGUCUGUCUGUCACAAGGGAAAUAAAAAUAGCAAGCAGCAGGA